Molecule: messenger RNA, 6583 nt
Organism: Schistosoma haematobium
Lineage: Eukaryota; Metazoa; Platyhelminthes; Trematoda; Strigeidida; Schistosomatidae
Product: CDC5 cell division cycle 5-like protein
Exons: 12
Coding region: 1415-3313 (632 amino acids)
Biological process (GO): mRNA splicing, via spliceosome; regulation of transcription by RNA polymerase II
Cellular component (GO): spliceosomal complex; Prp19 complex
Molecular function (GO): RNA polymerase II transcription regulatory region sequence-specific DNA binding; DNA-binding transcription factor activity, RNA polymerase II-specific
Source: RefSeq, a predicted model, not a curated record
CAGAAGACAUCGCUACAAGUCGUUCAUCAUGCCUCGGAUUAACAUCAAAGGGGGUGUUUGGAGGAACACUGAGGAUGAAAUUCUCAAAGCUGCUGUUAUGAAAUAUGGCAAGAAUCAGUGGGCACGGAUAGCUUCUUUGCUACACCGCAAAGCCGCUAAGCAGUGUAAAGCUAGGUGGUACGAAUGGCUUGAUCCCAGUGUCAAGAAAACAGAGUGGAGCCGUGAAGAAGAUGAAAAGUUACUACACCUUGCAAAGCUUAUGCCAACUCAAUGGCGAACAAUUGCUCCGAUAGUUGGAAGGACUGCAAACCAAUGUUUGGAACGCUAUGAAUAUCUUUUGGACAAAGCACAAAACAGAGAAGGGUUAUCUGCAGAGGAGGAUCCUAAACGCCUCCGUCCAGGCGAAAUUGAUCCAAAUCCGGAGACUAAACCUGCCCGUCCAGAUCCUGUUGAUAUGGAUGAAGAUGAAUUAGAAAUGCUUUCAGAAGCCAGAGCACGGUUAGCCAAUACACAGAGUUAUUCCUUUAAUUCAUAGAAAUAAGAGGAAUUCGUUUGACUGUCAGGGUUCUUUCUGCUUUUAAUUUUCUAAACUGAAUUUCUCCCAUAAUGUACUACGCUCAUCCACUUAUUUUCGAUCAUUCGGUUAUUUUUUGAUUAUAUUCUCUACCUGUUUACAAUUUCAACCUCUUAUGUUUUUCUUAAUUUUUUAAGUAUUUAUUUGUACCAAUAUAUGUUCAAGUAAAUAAAAGAAAACUAGGAUUUUUACGAACUUCUACAUUCGGCAUGCUAACAGAGUUCGUCUUGGUUGAGUGUUGGACACUAGUAGUAGAUCAAACUAAGUUAUCCGAACUCAAGUCAGAUAACGAUUACUUUAUUAUCUUUCAGUAUUUGCAAAUAAUUUAUUUGCUGAUUCUCUGAAAGUGAUAUUAGCCAUGCGGUUUUACUUUUCAGCAUGCCAUUUCACUUGUAUUAAUCUGUUUCUAAUUGUUUCAACACAAAUCCAUUAAGUCUAUCCGAGCAUCCUCUUAUUAUGCUUGCCAUCCUGCCAUCCAUGUUAAUCGCUUCUAGUGAUGAAACCUCUGUACCUCCAUACUUUCCUCGUGUUUGCAUGCCAAUGGACUAAAAGUUGGGGCUAUUAGGGUGAUUCUCAUUCUUUGAAAGUGCUCUCAUGUCCAGUUCUGUAAAAUCAAUCGUUCUUGUGUAUGCUGGUUUCGAUUAUUCAUUUUCUUUAAAAUCAAAUUCAUGUCUGAAAAUCCUUUCACAUCUGUUUGUUUAUACACUUUACACUUGAAAGACGUAAAAAAUUUUAUUUGCAUGGCUCAUAUCUAACUCUUCGUUUACUUGUUCUUUGUGAUCUUAGGGUAAAAAAGCAAAGCGUAAAGCUAGAGAGCGUCAGCUCGAGAUUGCACGAAGAAUGGCUAUGAUGCAAAAACGUCGGGAACUUCGAGCAGCUGGUCUAGGAACAUUCUUAGGGUUAGCACCGAAAACGAAGCCAUGCAUGGAUUAUAAUUCCGAAAUUCCAUUUGAGAAGCAACCUCCCAAAGGGUUUUAUGAUACUAGUAGGGAAAAACCAGAAAUCAAACCUAUGGACUUUCAACGUUUAAGACUUUCAGAUAUCGAAAAAGAAAGUUUCAUGGAAAGGGAGAAGCGUGAGCGUAAAAAGGAUGCUGAACGUCAGGCUAAACGUAUGCAAUCUGAUUUACCUGGAGUUAUUUUGCAACGUGGGAAUUCUUUGGAUGAGCCACUGUUGAAACGAUCUAAACUUGUACUUCCUGCUCCUCAAGUAUCUGACCUGGAAUUGGAAAAUUUAAUCAAAGUCGGUCAAGCCGGUGAAAAUGCUGUAAGAAUGGCUAUUGAAGAUGCUGAUGGUGAAUUGGGCUCUGCAACACAUCCUCUUUUACCGGAAUAUCCUACCGGUAGUUUUGCAACACCUGCGUUAAAUCUUCAACGCACUCCAAUGGCUGUGAUAGAUUCUGUGACUAGAGAAGCACAAAAUAUUUUAGCUUUGCAGCAAGUUCAAACUCCUCUUAAAGGUGGUGAAAAUACUCCAUUAGUUGGUGAAUCUGAUUUUUCUGGUACAACGCCUCGUUUACCAAAUACUCUAGCAACUCCGAAUGUUUUACUUCCUAGUCAAAUAAUUGGUGCUACUCCAUUUCGUACACCGAACAGCAACAUUGAAAAUGGCACUCCAAAUCUUCUCAUGGGUGGUGAUGCUAAUAAUACACCUGGUCCAUUAAGAAAAGGUGAACAACAUUAUGGUCCCCCGGUGUCAAAUACACCACUAAGAAAUCGUUUGAAUAUAAAUCCAAUCGAUGGAAAUAAUUUAGAUGGUCUUAAUAAUAUUAGUAACAAUAAUCAUUCCGAAGGUAUGGUAGACUAUUAUGACCAAAAUGGUGUAAAAACAAAUCUACGCAAAAGUUUAGCUAAUCUACCAACACCGAAGAAUAAUUUCGAAAUAUUUCUCCCUGAUGAAACUAAACCUAACGGUGAUGAUGCUGAUGAUAAUGACGUUGAAGGUGUUAACGUAGAUAUGGAUCAAUUGGAAGAGGAGAGGGGAACUGCUUCAAGAAUUCCAGAUCAGUCAGAUUUAGAUAGACAAUCUGAAAGAGAACGUGCUAAAGCCGCUGAAUUGGAAUGGUCUAAACGAAGUCAAGUUGUUAGACGAUCUUUACCUAGACCAUCAGCUGUGAACCAUACGAUUUUGCGUAAUAUUCCAGGUUCAGUUAACCAACUAUCUCAACAAGAUGCGAAUAUGACAGAUUUACAAAAGGCUGAAGAGUUGAUUAAACAAGAAAUGGUAACAAUGAUGCAUUAUGAUAAUUUAAACAACCCACCAUCAAAUCAAUUGUUGGAUGCAGCUAAGCAAACUACUGGUCCAAGUGGUGGCAGUGGUGUUGCUCCAGCUAGUCAACAGCGACGUUAUUUACAACAGAUAAAAGCUACACAUGAAAGUUUUUUGAAAGAUUGUCCAUAUGAACAGUUUGUUCCGGAUGAUUUGAAAAUGGCGGAAAAUUUAUUGGAAGAGGAGAUGCAUGUCGUUCGAAAUGGUAUGGGACAUGGUGAAUUAUCAGCUGAAGCAUAUGCUAAAGUUUGGCAUGAGUGUUUAAGCCAAGUUUUAUAUUUGCCAGCACAUAGGCGUUAUACACGAGCUAACUUAGUAACAAAACGUGAUCGGAUUGAAUCACACGAGAAACGAUUGGAUCAACUUCGUCAUCUUAUGGCUGAAGAAGCUAAACGAGCAGCAAAACUGGAGAAGAAACUCAGGAUAUUGUUAGGUGGAUAUCAGGUAAUCUGUAAUGUACAAUCUCUUUAAAUUAUUUUGGACCUAGUAAAUUUGUUGAUCAAGUUGUUUCAAACUCUGUCAUUUGUACAUAUGUGUGCAAAAAAUGAGUAUACAUUUUAUCAAGGCUUUAUUAAAUUUCUCAAGGUAUUCACCCGCCGAAAGUAAGUUCGGAGACCUAAUUUUUUGUCAUAUCUGUGGGAUGAUUUGAUGAAAUGUAGUUGCCCAACCUUACACACUGUCGCUUGUUGGUAGUAUACUUGUGAAUAUAGUAUGCAGUGUGUUUUGCUUAUGAACAUGUACGUAAAGAAAGCAUCUGCAACCACUAAUGCCUACAAAGAAGUCAUUUGGCAAACAAUACGUAACUUAUGUUUGCUUCAUAAUAGAUGUAAGCAUAAUUUUAUUUUUAGAUUGUAUUCAUCACACGUUGGUCUCAGUUAAAGUUCUAUUGAAAACUGGAAAACACUAUGCAGCUGUUUCGUCUUGUUACGGGACUCUAUAGUAGUUUGCAUCCGCAAUCCUAUCGGGGAUCAAAUCCAAAACCUUUAUGUCUCACAGAAAACUGUUGACCACAAAGUCACUGUUUUGGGGCUCACUGAUACACUUACAACUUCAACCAAUUCGCGAUAAAGGACGACUAUUCAGUGUUAUCAGUAAUAAUUGUUUCACUUUAAACACGUUUGAACUCUACCAGUCACAACCUUAUUUACUGUAUAUUUUCCAGUUAACAUUAGGUGACUCUCCAGUUCUGUUUUCUAAACUGAAGACUUAAUAAUCCUUUUUUAUUUCAUAUCCUAUUCCAUAAAAUAACUAACUCACAUUUCUCCUAUUAUCCAUUUUUAGUCACGUGCACAAACCUUAAUGAAAGCCAUUGAAGAAAGUGUCGAUCAAACUGAACAAAGUCAAAUGGAAUUAACCACAUAUGAACGACUUCACGAGCAAGAGUUAUGCGCUAUCGCUAGACGUUCUGAUGUUUUAGAAGCUGAUGUUGAACGUCAACAAAAACGAAAUGCUGAUCUUCAACGAGAGUAUGGUAGAUUAAUUCGUAUUCGUGAAGAACGUGAAGCAGACGCUUUCUUAGCUAGUAAUAUGGAUUUGAUUAGUAAUGGUGGUGGUGGUGGUAAAGAUGAUGGUGACACAUCAAUAUCGGUCACCGCUAGUGGUGAUGUUACAUCUGUUUCAAUGGAUAUACAUAAUCAAUCUAAUACUGAAUCAUCACAAGGACAAAAACAAACAAUGAUAUAUGGAAAUAAGAAUAUAGUAUCAGGCAAGUGGAUUGCUGUGACACAGAUUGAAAAUAUAGAAGAUCCUGAUCAAUCGAUGUUAUCCAAUGGAGAGAUUCCUACACAGUCUCUUCAUGAUUCCAAUCAUUUCGAACAUGAUAAUAAUGAUAAUCAUCUUCACUAUACUACUGAUGAAAAUGUUAUUGUGUCUCCUUCAAAUAACAAUGAGAAAACAUCGCCUAAUGAUACAGAAUCAGUGAAUAAUAUCGUGAUCGAAUCAACAGUAAAGCAACAAACUAUUAGUUCACAUUAAAAUGUUAUUUUAUCUAAUUUCCGUGUAUACAGAAUUGUUUUUGCCUACCUUUUUUCCCCUUCUCUCUCUCUUUUUCCCCAUCUCUCCCCCCUCAAUCUGAUUUUCCUGCUUCCCAAGUGUGUGUGUGUGUUUCAAAAAAAACAUCUUGGUCCUAUUCACUUUUUUUUAUUUCCCUUCUUUUUGUGUAUGAAGACUUCAGAAUUUUCUAUACAUUAUGCAAAGUAUAAACUAACUAGCUAAUGGCAAUUUGUUCACUGUUUUCUUUAUAAAUUAGUGAAUUAUGUAUUUAUGCCUGUAUUGAAAAAAACUAUAAAAGAAACAUUUUGUUUCACACCAUUAUAUCUAUUACUUCCUCUUUCUCUCUCUCUCUCUGUCUCUGCUAUUCACUUAAGUGUGUUUGUAAAGAAUAGUAAUAAGAAUAAUAAACAUCGUAAUGAUUAUAAUUAUCACUAUUAUUACAGUUAUGUAAUCUAUGCAUAAAUUCUAUUAUUGAAAAGAAGAUUAUUUUUAACCAUUUUGGUAAACAAAUAAAUUUGAUAAAUUUAUAAGUCAAUUGAAGCUAGACCAGUAUGGGAAACUUGGAAGCAUUGGACGGCCGUUUUGUCCUAUUGUGAAACUCCCCAACAGUGUGUAACCACGAUUCUGUCUCGUGAGAUUCGAACUCAGGACCUAUCAGUCUCGCACACGAACACUUAAUCUUUAGACCAUUGAGCUGGCAAUUUCGUGGAUUAGUUGAAAUUAAACAUUAACACCGUUGGUUAAGCGUUCGCUCCCGAGACUGAUACGUCCUGGGUUCGAAUCUCGCUAGGAGGGGUCGUGGAUGCGCACUGCUAAGACGAAACGGCCGUUCAGUGCUUCCAGGUUUUCCAUGGUGGUCUAGCUUCAAUCGACUUAUGAAUUCAACUAUAAAAUUACUAAAAUCUCCACAAAACCCCUUCUGAAAAUAAAAUUGACUUAGUUGGAAUAAAGAGUAUCGAUGUUUAGAUUUUCCGUUAGAACGAGAGAUUUUCUUGACAAUUCAUUUUUCAAUAUAAUAUAAAGUUCACAAAUAAAACAUACUCUUCGAAAUACUUUAGUUCUCUUAAAGGCAAAAAUAUCCCCUUUAUGUUACCAUACAAUUGUGUCUACAAAUUAGGAAGUGUCGAUUGUGAUGUCUUCUAAUAUUAGAGAGUCAUCUCAUAAAAUAGUGACUUGAGCUAAAGAACAUGUUAGGUGCACAAAGAAACCAUGGUACUCGGAAGAUUCAAAAUUAAAUCAGAAAUAGCAGUUCAUAUCAUUUUUAUCAACCAUCAAAUCGAUAUUAAAAACAUCAAAAUAAUACAAAACAGCUUUUCCAACUAUAAAGAAAGGUGAGUGGCUGAAGCUUUUCAUAUAUUGCUUAAUCCUACUGCCCUCAAUAAAAACAAAGUCUCACUAUCUAUCUGACUUGGACUAUCUAUCCGAGCUAGUAUGUCUGAUUCUAUUCUCACAUUUCACACCAUUAUCGUACAUACAAAUCCAACUCUAUCCUUUCUCACCAGAAAUAUCGUAUAUUCCAUCCUUUACCAUCCGUACAUACAAAUAUACAAACAUGCCUCAUAUAAAUCACCUUGACCGGAAUGACGUAACACUGACCAAGUCAGUGUCAUGUGGUUUUUGAUUGAUCACACCAAAUAUUCUUGCUUUGUACGUUUAUACUAUUUAAACUAAUUAAUUUGAUUUGGUUAUUUAUUCUCUGAAGAAGUGGGUUACAUUGAGUCACGAAACGUCAGAAAUUUUACUUAUAAC